Molecule: messenger RNA, 1286 nt
Organism: Micropterus salmoides (largemouth bass)
Lineage: Eukaryota; Metazoa; Chordata; Actinopteri; Centrarchiformes; Centrarchidae
Product: persephin-like
Exons: 2
Coding region: 1-546 (181 amino acids)
Molecular function (GO): receptor tyrosine kinase binding; glial cell-derived neurotrophic factor receptor binding; growth factor activity
Source: RefSeq, a predicted model, not a curated record
AUGAGGUCCCUGUUGAAACUGGUUGUGAUUCUGUUUUGCGUCCAGAGGGGAGAGAGCCGCUGGCUGACAUCAUUGAUUGAUCAGAAUCAAAAAACAGCAUCUACACACACGUCACCAAAUGAUGACAAGAGAAACGGAGAUCCAGCUGCGGAAGAUGGCCAAACAGAAGCUUCUGGAGUCGUGCCAUCACCCGAUCCCUUCGUCCUGAUCCCAGUCCGGUCACGUCGCUCUACUCUGGACUCCCAGUGUGGCCUGCGCUCCAUCCUGUUGCAGGUUCGAGACCUCGGGCUGGGAUACGACUCAGACGAGACCGUCCUCUUCAAGUACUGCAGUGGGACGUGUCCUCACGUUCGCUCCAACCAUGACCUCACCCUUUCCAGCCUGCUGUUGAGUGGGGUGCUCCCUCAGCCAGCACCUGGGGAGCUGUGGCACAACGCGCCCUGCUGCAGGCCCACCCACCACGAGGACAUGGCCUUCCUCGAUAACUCGCACCGCUGGCACAAGGUGGAGAAGCUGUCAGCCGCUGGCUGCAGUUGUGUGGGUUAGACAGCUGAGCGUAGACGGUUGAAUGGGGGAAUGUGAAGGGGUUGGGGUGUAUGAUGGUUUGUGAGGACACAUUUGCUGGCAGGUUUUCUUGUAAUGUCUGUUAAUGAUUUCAUUCGAAAAUGUCUUACCAUUGAGGAAGCUGAAACCUAUUCUUACAAAGGUUAUUUAUGUCAACGUCAAUGAGCACUUUUGGGUGAACACCUCAUGAAUCCGGUGACGAUAAUUUAAAUGUUUUGACUUCAACUGGUGCUCUCAUGGGCCUCAGUUGAUUAGAUUUGUAUUACUGUUGGCAUUUGCCAACUUAAAAAAACUAUAGUGAUGGCAGUCAAGGAAAAACUGCUCAACUGAUCCCUCCCUAUUCUAAAUCUGACAAAGCAGUGCAAAAUGGUAAAAACUGAGCGGAGACACAUUUCUACUACAAACUACUUGACUAUUUUUGUAAAUAAGCUGACAUGUAUUUAUUUAAAAUCUUCAGUGCAAUUAAUAAUACGAUGGAUCAUACAUACGAAGCUGCGCAGAUCCACCUUGUGGUUUGACGAACGCAGCUGAGUGAAGUUCUUCACAAUUCAGACUUAUUCAUCAACAGUCCAGCUACAGUUUUUAAAAAAUGUAUUUAUGUAAGAUAAGUUAUUUAUUUAUUUGCUGCCAUUCUUUUGUCAUGCUGAUUAACUUAUUUUGUAAUGCGCCUAUCUAUAUGUUCAUUGUGCGUAAAGUUCCUAAUAAACGUGUACAGAACUCAA